This is a messenger RNA of Drosophila innubila, 1920 nucleotides long. It is a transcript of the gene hd, whose product is annotated as protein downstream neighbor of son homolog. The coding region runs from base 93 to 1826 and encodes 577 amino acids. Gene Ontology annotation, biological process: nuclear DNA replication. The record is from RefSeq and is a predicted model, not a curated record. The transcript has 3 exons. Gene Ontology annotation, cellular component: nucleus. Lineage: Eukaryota; Metazoa; Arthropoda; Insecta; Diptera; Drosophilidae.
GCCAUUAAAACAUAUUUUUGCGCGGGAGUUUGGCAAAUGCUGUUGCCGAUUAUAUUAUUUAAUUAAAUUAAUUAUUUAAGUCUCUAUUAAUCAUGUCUACAGAAACAAGUAUAAGCUCCAAAUGGACACGACCCGAUGAUUUUAUCAAGCUACAAAGACUGAAACAGAAGAAGAAACAACUGGCGGCACGUGUGAGCAGCAAUAACAACAAUAAAAGGCCCGAGUUGGAUGAGAAUGACAAAUGCAAGCUGCUGGAAGCCAAAAUAGCCCAAAAGCGAAAAAAUCCAUUUGCCAAGUCCACAGAUGGCGCCAAGAAGCAGAAAACCGAUGACCCACAAGAUACAUCGAUUUGUGAGUCUUUAAAGACGGAAACCAACUGUUUUGUGCGUGAGACGCCGACACGUCCACCACCCGCCAAAUUGGUACUCCAGAAAUUCGAUGCACAGGCGUUUGCCAAGUUGUUGCACCAACAACAUGCCCAACAAGCGGAUGAGGAAGACGAUGCCGCGCUGGCCGCUCGACAAAAGCAUACGUUGCAUCUGCCCAUAGAUUGGUGCCUCAAGACCCGUGUGCGCUUCUUCUGCCCUACCGAACUGCCCGCCACGCAAUUAAAGACCUCACAGCUGGCCAGCGGACUCACCAGCUUUGUGCGGUGCUUCGACACGAACCAGACGGAUAGUACAUUGGAUAUAUCGGAUGCUACACGCUUCAAUCAGUGCACCUACUACUGGCAACAUCCGCAUCUGCCAUGGCUAACACUGUUUCCACGCAGUGCCAAGGAAAACAAUGGCUUUACCAUUGGCGAAAGGGAACGCAAAGCUCUGGCCGAGGAAUGGGAUUAUAGUUUUCGUGGACUAUUUCAAUUGUUGCGUGCCCGGCAAUGUCCGUACUUUUAUCUGUGUGCCAACACUUUUACGGUGCUGUUUCGCGCCGCUGGAUGCGGAGGACGCGCCGAAAUGCAUGCCCUGGUCACGCCCUCUACCCGCGGUAUGCGGAACGCACUUCGCCAGGAGGGCAUUGAAUACAGUAUGCCACUCAAAAAAGAUGUAGCUGGUGGCGGGAGUUUAAAUAGCAGUUUCACAGAGGAUCACACAAAUGAAACAAAGCCAAAAGUUGGCGAAGAUUGUGUGAAGAAAGAAGCGACAGACGAGAAACCGACUGAAGAUGAGGAUGACGAUGAUGAUUGGCUGGAGAGCUUGGGAGUGGAUGAGCGUGAGCUGCGACGCAUCCAAACCACACAUGCCAGGAAAUUGCAGGCAGCUGAGAUGAGCGAGGAUUUCAGCGACAAUUCCCUGCUGUUGAUCGAAGGUGUCGAGUGCCAAGGCUUCUUCAGUUAUUUGCUUAAUGCCAAGAGCACCAUCAGCAGCGUUGGUCGUUUGGCUGGAGUACCGCCCACGUUGUUAGCCUCUGUUGCCUUUCCCAAGGCCACAAUGCAACAUUUGGUGCCGCGAUCCAAAAAAGUUCGUCUGGACGGCGUCGACUAUCACAGCAUCGAUAUCAAGGGACUGCUUCUGCCCACAUUCCUUCCAAGCGUUGCAACGCUGCUCUGCGAGACGCGCCAAAUGUUUAGCGCCACGUUGGCCAGUAGCGUAAAUACCUUGUCCUUUAGCAAGGCCACACAGAAGCUGCUGGAAUCAUCGCCCGAGGAGUCAAAGGCACCUCGAGAGGAGGACGCAGGUUCAGGGCAGGUUUUCGGUCAACAAAAUCUGUCCGAGUGCGGAUUACUGCCCGACGUGGUGGGUGCCAUUUGCAGGACAGGUCAACACGCCGUCGGGCUGCUGGAACGCGUUUGUUAUCAGAGAGGCGAGGGUUAUGCGUGGAGCUGAUUUAGUAAUAUUUAAGAUUGCAAUAUUGCAGCUUUAGGAGCCUAUUGUAAUUAAGUAUGUAUAUUUGCAAAGAGUAAUAAAUGUCUAAUAGCUA